Messenger RNA from Cydia fagiglandana, 1869 nucleotides. RefSeq lists its product as uncharacterized. Bases 1 to 1869 code for a protein of 622 amino acids. The transcript is spliced from 9 exons. Lineage: Eukaryota; Metazoa; Arthropoda; Insecta; Lepidoptera; Tortricidae. Gene Ontology annotation, molecular function: protein binding. The record is from RefSeq and is a predicted model, not a curated record.
AUGUCGGUAACGAUCUCAGAAAUAGUGAAGAUGAUGUCAGUCAUAUAUUUCCCCUCCAUGUUUAACUUCACGUCAGCCGGGAGCUCACCACCGGGGAAAAUUACGAGUGCCAAAACUCAAAUCAACCGAGCGGUAGACAUCGUGGCCCCGAAGUCUAGUCCGUUGUAUCUUCAGAUAGAUGGCCCCGAGCAGAAUAUUCUCAAGAUAUCCUUGAACGUGAUUCAUCCUAGAGUGAUGUUUAAUUGUGGGGCACCAGUUUUGGAUUAUGUUGACCCAGCAUAUCUCAUUUUGGAGUGCUUCGAUUGGUUUGUGGAUCCCAAACUGCCGAAGCCAAAAGCGUAUAUUAGGACGAGGGGAUAUGAUUGUGUGGAAGUGGUUUUUUUGCCGGGAAGACAUUAUUGCAGACUCUGGGUCCACUCCCAAACAAACUGGCAUGUGGCGCUCAUCAGCCAGUCCUCGCUUCUGCUCGGCACCCAAGACCUGAUCCAGGGCGCCUCGGUCCGAGAGUGCCCUUGGGCCGUUUACUUCCUCACGAACUUGGGAACAGCCUUCACCAACUUACUGAAGACUCCGAGAACUACUACGUACAUGCCCAUUGAUGCUGAGUUUCUUAAACGGUAUCUUCUUGCUCCUGAAUUUGGUCUGCCGGUGUAUGAGCCGAACAUUACGAACUACAGAUACAUAAUAGAUGUAGACCCCUGUGAUUGCACCAUACCGGAACCGGAGCAAAUAGAAGAGAGUGAACGAUCAGAAGAAAUACAGACUGGCGAAAAUUCCCCCGAUUUUCAAGUCUCUCAAUCAAUACUGGAUCGACUCCUGACAUGUCCGUCUCCUCCAGCCGUUUCACAAGUAUGCGAACUGGCUACUUCAGACCAAACUUGUGGCAUUCUGAAGGAAAAUAGAGAGAAACUGGUCCGUAGACAUGAGGCGGCGACCUUGUUGCAAGCGUAUUGGAGAGGCACGAUGGCGAGGAAAUGUUUGAGGGAUAAAGUUUUUGUACCUGCAGAAAUAUUUAAAACGCUUACGGAAGUUGCCUUCGGAAACUCCGAAGCUUUGGCUGGACUGAUGAACGAGUUUUUCAGUAUGUAUCCUGGAGCCAAAAGCGCCUAUUCAGUAGCCUCCGCUUUAAGCGGAACUACAGAUUUACAGACCUUCACUGGCCAGGCUCGGAUUACACCCCAAUGCAAAUGGAUCCCCUAUUUCCAAGGAACUUUUUACUGCCACGAUAACGUCAAAGUCCACUUUGCUCUGCAUGGAACGUUGCAGUUUAAUACAAUGCAAGUGUAUGACACUGAUACCGGAUUGCAAUUGCCACAAGUGUUCCGGGCGGCUAAAAGUUUUGAGAUUAAACCGAAUCUUUUUGGUUACACGGUAAUGGGCCACGGCAGUCUCACCAAGCCUCUGGGCGUAAAUUCUGAAGCUAACUGGCAUCUCACAGUGCUCAGUUCCCUCAAAGAUGCCUUCCACGUCUGCAGCAGCCCACACGUCGAUUACUGCCGCGAGAUGCCUCUGCCGCCAGCGACGAAGACGCACAUUGAUUGUAUUUUCAUCCCGAAUAGAAGAAACAUCUUGGGAGGAAUCAGGUUGAUCGUGAUGCAGAGUGGGGCGGUUAGCUUUAGAGCAGCUGCUAGUUCCCCUGAACUGAACUUGGUAGCAAUCCUUCGAGUUCAACAUGAAGAUGGUAGCGUGGAAGUGGUAGGCAGAUGUGAAGGGACUGGCGAACUGUUCUGGCCGUACAUCAAGGUAGAGUCUGCUACAGUUUCGCUAUCGAAACAUAAGAGUUUGGCCUCUCGCUCAACACUCAGCGCGUCAUUGGAAGAAAGGAAAAAUGUCACUAUCUCCAACUCUGAAACAAAGAUCUGCCCUUAA